Messenger RNA from Aspergillus novofumigatus IBT 16806, 610 nucleotides. RefSeq lists its product as uncharacterized. NCBI's taxonomy places the organism in Eukaryota, Fungi, Ascomycota, Eurotiomycetes, Eurotiales, Aspergillaceae. The transcript has a single exon. The coding region runs from base 139 to 567 and encodes 142 amino acids. The record is from RefSeq and is a predicted model, not a curated record.
GCGAAACACCUCCCGAUGAUCUUGGGCCGGGAUUGUAAGUGUCAUGAUCCGUGAAUAUCCUCUUCCCUUUCUCAAUAUUUCCUGCUAAUAUAGCUCUCAGUUGGACUCCACUAUGCGGAUUCCCUUUCCACUUCAAACAUGUCGAGUCCGCGGGUUCUUGAGGUGCAACGGAGCCAUUGGUUGGGCGCUUGCUGGAGGGAAUCUAUAAGAGCAACUUUUCCAUCCGCUGAUCUUUGGAAUGUGAGUUCUCCAGAUAUUAUGCCUGCUUCAACCGACAAGAGACCCGAUACUGAACAUAGAAUGAAGCGUGAGAUUCCUUUCGGGCUGUUCCUUGCCUUUGCAGCGUUUGGCCGGAACCCAGCUCUCGAGGAAUACAUAUCAUUUGUUUUCAACCUUCGACGAACCUCUGUGCAAGUCACAAAGAUAGUUGCUAUCAGGCCAUAUCUCCGAGCACUCUGUGAGGGCCGAGAGCUUUCCGAGCAUCUACGGAUUUAUCGGUCGGCAGAAUACGACCUUGCCGAAUGUGAUGGGAGGGGGGAGUUCCUCACGGUCUUCUUUGGGUCGUAAAACACUCUGUCAGCCAAUUAGUAAGUGGGUUGACUGAAGGAUU